AGCAGGCUUCAGGACAGCUGAGCCCCACUAGACACUAAGAAAACCCAUAGCUCUGGUUGCAUCUUUCAACAUGACCAAUCCACAGCCUGCCAUAGAAGGAGGAAUUUCUGAAUUUGAGAUCAUCUCCCAACAAGUAGACGAAGAAACCAAGAGCAUUGCUCCUGUGCAGCUGGUGAACUUUGCCUAUCGGGACUUGCCCCUGGCUGCCGUCGACCUCUCCACGGCGGGCUCGCAGCUCCUGUCAAAUCUGGACGAAGAUUACCAAAGAGAAGGGUCUAACUGGCUGAAGCCGUGCUGUGGGAAGAGAGCAGCCGUGUGGCAGGUAUUUUUGCUCAGUGCAAGUCUCAACAGUUUCCUGGUAGCCUGUGUAAUAUUGGUGGUGAUUCUCCUGACUCUGGAACUUCUAAUAGAUAUAAAGCUUCUCCAGUUUUCCAGCGCAUUCCAGUUUGCUGGCGUCAUUCACUGGAUCAGUCUGGUCAUUCUAUCCGUGUUCUUCUCAGAGACUGUUCUACGGAUUGUGGUACUUGGAAUCUGGGACUACAUCGAAAACAAAAUUGAGGUCUUUGACGGGGCUGUGAUCAUCCUAUCCUUGGCCCCGAUGGUGGCAUCCACCGUGGCCAACGGGCCCAGGAGCCCCUGGGACGCCAUCAGCCUCAUCAUCAUGCUCCGGAUUUGGCGGGUAAAGAGGGUCAUUGAUGCCUAUGUCUUGCCAGUGAAGGUGGAGAUGGAGAUGGUCAUCCAGCAGUACGAGAAGGCCAAGGUCAUCCAAGAUGAGCAGCUGGAGAGGCUGACACAAAUCUGUCAGGAGCAAGGGUUUGAGAUCCGGCAGCUGCGCGCGCACCUGGCGCAGCAGGACCUGGACCUGGCGGCGGAGCGCGAGGCGGCGCUGCAGGCCCCGCACGUGCUCAGCCAGCCGCGCAUCCGCUACAAGGUGGUGGAGGCCGGUACGUGGGACGAGGAGGCCGCGGCCGAGAGCGUCGUGGAGGAGCUGCGGCCCUCGCAAGAAGCUGCGGUCAAAGAUGACAUGAACAGCUACAUCAGUCAGUACUACAAUGGGCCCAGCAGUGACAGCGGUGUCCCAGAACCAGUGUGUGUGGUCACCACGGCUGCCAUAGACAUCCACCAGCCCAACAUCUCCUCAGACCUCUUCUCGGUUGACAUGCCCCUGAAGCUCGGUGGCAAUGGCACCUGCACCAGUGCCACCUCAGAGAGUGCCUCCCGUCCCACCCGCAGCUCUGUCACCCGGGCCCAAAGUGACAGCAGCCAGACGCUGGGCUCCUCCACGGACUGCAGCACCGCCCAUGAGGAGCCAUGCUCUGAGCUCGGCCCCUCUCCCAUGCCACUGCCACCACUGCCCCCGCAGCAGGUGGCGGAGGCCAAGGUCCAGGACCUGCUGUCCUCCCUGUCAGAGGACCCCUGCCCAUCCCAGAGGGCCUUGGACCCAGCCCCUCUCGCCCAGCCCAGCCCAGCGGGCUCAGCCCAAACCAGUCCCGAGCUGGAACACAGGGUAAGUCUGUUCAACCAGAAGAACCAGGAGGGCCUCACUGUCUUUCAGAUCAGGCCUGUCAUCCACUUCCAGCCUGCGGCACCCAUGCUGGAGGAGAAGUUCAGAUCUUUGGAAUCCAAAGAGCCAAAGUUGCACAGAGUCCCUGAGGCCUAG
Cynocephalus volans (Philippine flying lemur) is the source of this 1660-nucleotide messenger RNA. It is a transcript of the gene TMEM266, whose product is annotated as transmembrane protein 266. Gene Ontology annotation, cellular component: plasma membrane; dendrite. Lineage: Eukaryota; Metazoa; Chordata; Mammalia; Dermoptera; Cynocephalidae. Gene Ontology annotation, molecular function: voltage-gated channel activity. The record is from RefSeq and is a predicted model, not a curated record. The transcript is spliced from 10 exons. Bases 71 to 1660 code for a protein of 529 amino acids.